Molecule: messenger RNA, 525 nt
Organism: Oreochromis aureus
Lineage: Eukaryota; Metazoa; Chordata; Actinopteri; Cichliformes; Cichlidae
Product: gamma-crystallin S-1-like
Exons: 3
Coding region: 1-525 (174 amino acids)
Biological process (GO): lens development in camera-type eye; visual perception
Molecular function (GO): structural constituent of eye lens
Source: RefSeq, a predicted model, not a curated record
AUGGAGAAGAUUGUGUUUUUUGAAGAUCAGGACUUCAAAGGAAAGUCCUAUGACUGCAAAGGGGACUCAGCAGACCUGCAUGGUUACAUCCGCCGAUGCAAUUCAGUGAAAGUAGAAGGUGGCUGGUGGGUUCUGUACGAGCGCAACAACUUCACCGGCUACCAAUAUGUCAUUGGUCCAGGGGAGUACAAUAAUUACGGCUCCUGGAUGGGAUUCAAUGACUGUGUAAGAUCCUGCAGGAUCAUCAGAAAUCCCAAAGGGCCCUACAAGCUGAUGCUGUAUGAACGACUUAACUUUGUUGGCCAAUCUCUGGAGCUGACAGAAAGCAUAAAGUCAGUCCAGGACAAAUGGCUCCGGCAAGAAGUCCAGUCCUGCAAGGUUCUAGAGGGGACCUGGGUGUUCUUUGAACACCCUAACUUCAGCGGGCGUCAGUACCUGCUGGAGAAAGGGGAGUACCAUCACUGCUCAGAGUGGGGAGCUCUGAAAGCAGUUGUAGGCUCCAUCAGAAGAAUCAUACAGGCUUAA